Messenger RNA from Caenorhabditis remanei, 450 nucleotides. RefSeq lists its product as uncharacterized. The coding region runs from base 1 to 450 and encodes 149 amino acids. Lineage: Eukaryota; Metazoa; Nematoda; Chromadorea; Rhabditida; Rhabditidae. The record is from RefSeq and is a predicted model, not a curated record. The transcript is spliced from 5 exons.
AUGGUCAAAUUUACCACUGCUAUUUUCCUCUAUUUUAUCAGUCUCGUCACCUGUCAAUAUCAACGAGAUUUCUUGGUUUUCACCGCCCAUCUCACUUGCAAACUUCCUGGAAUCUUUCGUUACCAGAUUCAAUAUAUGGAGGAUGAUACAAUCUUCCCACAUGAUCGAGUAACUCGUUUCGAUAGUGUUGGAAAUGGAAUUGGAGAAGUCAUUUCGAAUAAUUUUGGAGUUAUGUAUGGAGACGGGUUUCUGGAUCGCAACUAUGAAAUCUACGUUAUAAUCCUUCACAACUGUACGAAAAAUUCAAAGAUGAUGAGGGAGUAUCAAUUCUAUAUUGAUCCACCAUGUGAGACUACCGGAGGCUGCAAAAGACAAUUCAAUCUGGAUAUCACCGAUCUUGGAGAGGAAGUGACGCCAAGAGUUAUUCAUUAUCCCAGCUAUAGUGUUUAG